Molecule: messenger RNA, 3468 nt
Organism: Daucus carota subsp. sativus
Lineage: Eukaryota; Viridiplantae; Streptophyta; Magnoliopsida; Apiales; Apiaceae
Exons: 9
Coding region: 195-3263 (1022 amino acids)
Biological process (GO): tricarboxylic acid cycle
Cellular component (GO): mitochondrion; oxoglutarate dehydrogenase complex
Molecular function (GO): oxoglutarate dehydrogenase (succinyl-transferring) activity; thiamine pyrophosphate binding
Source: RefSeq, a predicted model, not a curated record
ACCACUCUUAUAUACACAACAAUCUCGCCCUUUUUCACAUAUCACCAUUCCAGGUUUCUCAAUUCUUCUACUUUAUGGCCCUUGUUUCAUUCAGUCAAAUUAACUGUCAAGAUGAGCUAUGAAAAGGAUUUUGUAGGACUUGGUUAUAGUUAUUUGGAAGGCAACUGUUAGUUUAAGAAUUAAGACUCACUUCCAUGGCGUGGCUUAGACCUGGAUCAUGUGUGGCAAAGCUUGCGCUAAGGAGAAGUCUUGUUCGGCGUGGUUGUUAUAUAAGAACAUGUGUCGAUCCUGGAAAAAAUCGGUAUUUUCAUACCACAGUUGUUAAAUUAAAGGACCAAGAUGCACCUGUUCCUCGAUCUGUUCCACUCUCCAAGUUGACGGAUAGCUUUUUAGAUGGGACGAGUAGCGUCUAUUUAGAAGAGCUCCAAAGGGCUUGGGAAGCCGACCCGAAUAGUGUAGAUGAUUCAUGGGACAAUUUCUUCAGAAAUUUUGUUGGUCAAGCAACCACAUCAUCUGGGGUUUCCGGGCAAACAAUUCAAGAAAGCAUGAGAUUGUUGUUGCUUGUCAGAGCUUACCAAGUUAAUGGCCAUAGAAAAGCUAAACUGGAUCCCUUGGGUUUAGAAGAGAGAGUGAUUCCUAUUGAUUUAGACCCUGGUCUUUAUGGAUUUAGCAAAGAUGAUUAUGAUCGGGAAUUUUUCCUUGGCACUUGGAGAAUGUUAGGAUUUUUGUCAGAGAAUCGUCCAGUGCAAACACUUAGAUAUAUAUUGUCACGGCUUGAGCAAGCAUAUUGUGGAAGCAUUGGUUAUGAAUACAUGCACAUUGCUGAUCGUGAAAAAUGUAAUUGGCUGAGAGACAAGAUUGAGACUCCUGCCUCAACCCAAUACAACAAGCAGCGACGUGAGGUUAUCCUUGAUAGGCUUAUUUGGAGUAGUCAGUUUGAAAACUUCUUGGCAACUAAGUGGACUGCAGCCAAACGUUUUGGGCUCGAAGGUGGUGAGACCUUGAUUCCUGGCAUGAAGGAGAUGUUUGAUCGCGCUGCAGAUCUCGGGGUGGAGAGUAUCGUCAUUGGAAUGUCUCAUAGAGGACGACUGAAUGUUUUGGGUAAUGUUGUGCGAAAGCCACUUCGCCAGAUUUUCAGUGAGUUUAGUGGUGGCACAAAGCCAAUUGAUGAAGUUGGGCUUUACACUGGAACUGGUGAUGUAAAGUAUCACCUGGGAACCUCUUAUGAUCGACCAACUAGGGGUGGUAAAAAUUUACAUUUAUCAUUGGUUGCAAAUCCAAGUCAUUUGGAAGCUGUGGAUCCCGUCGUGGUUGGAAAAACUAGAGGAAAGCAAUAUUAUUCUAAUGAUGUUGACAGGACAAAAAACAUGGGUGUCUUGAUUCAUGGUGAUGGUAGCUUCGCGGGGCAGGGUGUCGUUUAUGAGACCCUUCAUCUGAGUGCUCUUCCAAAUUACACUACGGGUGGGACUAUUCAUAUCGUGGUAAAUAAUCAAGUUGCUUUUACUACUGAUCCAAAGUCCGGAAGAUCUUCACAGUAUUGUACAGAUGUUGCUAAAGCGUUGGAUGCCCCUAUUUUUCAUGUCAACGGUGAUGAUAUAGAGGCGGUCGUUCAUGUAUGUGAGCUUGCAGCAGAAUGGCGGCAGACAUUUCAAUCAGAUGUCGUGGUUGAUAUAGUGUGCUAUCGACGAUUUGGACACAAUGAGAUUGAUGAGCCAUUCUUCACUCAGCCAAAAAUGUAUAAGGUCAUUCGCAGCCACCCCUCACCGCUUGAGAUUUAUCAAAAAAAACUUUUAGAAUAUGGGCAUGUCACAAAACAAGACAUUGAAAGGAUACAAAACAAGGUUAACACUAUUCUUAAUGAAGAAUUUAUUGCGAGCAAAGAUUAUGUUCCAAAGCGAAGGGAUUGGUUAUCAGCUUAUUGGGCUGGGUUUAAGUCUCCUGAACAAGUUUCACGUAUACGAAAUACUGGGGUAAAUCCAGAGAUACUAAAGGAUAUCGGGAAAACGAUAACGAUUCUUCCGGAUAAUUUUAAGCCUCAUAGAGCAGUGAAAAAGAUUUUUUCAGAUCGUGCUAAGAUGAUAGAGACAGGGGAAGGCAUUGACUGGGCAGUUGGGGAAGCACUUGCUUUUGCAACACUGCUUGUAGAAGGAAAUCAUGUUAGACUAAGUGGUCAAGAUGUUGAGCGAGGAACCUUUAGUCAUCGCCAUUCUGUUCUUCAUGAUCAAGAAACAGGAAAGAAAUAUUGUCCAUUAGACCACGUUAUAACCAAUCAGAAUGAGGAGAUGUUUACUGUGAGCAACAGCUCUCUUUCUGAGUUUGGUGUACUGGGAUUUGAAUUGGGAUACUCUAUGGAAAAUCCAAAUUCUUUGGUAUUAUGGGAAGCUCAGUUUGGUGAUUUUUCCAAUGGUGCACAAGUGAUGUUUGACCAAUUUCUGAGCAGCGGGGAAGCUAAGUGGUUGCGUCAGACUGGUUUGGUUGUCCUCCUACCACAUGGUUAUGAUGGUCAAGGUCCUGAACAUUCAAGUGCACGUCUGGAACGAUUCCUUCAGAUGAGUGAUGAUAACCCCUUUGCAAUACCAGAGAUGGAUCCCACACUUAGGAAGCAAAUCCAAGAAUGUAAUUGGCAGGUUGUAAACGUCACCACCCCUGCAAAUUAUUUCCAUGUGUUGAGACGUCAAAUACAUAGGGAAUUUCGUAAACCUUUAGUUGUGAUGGCUCCAAAGAACUUACUUCGUCAUAAAGAGUGCAAAUCAAAUCUAUCAGAGUUUGAUGAUGUACAAGGGCACCCGGGUUUUGACAAACAAGGUACCCGUUUCAAGCGCCUCAUAAAGGACCAGAAUCAUCACUCAGAUCUUGAGGAGGGUAUCAGACGCUUCAUUCUUUGUUCCGGAAAGGUAUACUAUGAACUUGAUGAAGAGAGGAAGAAAUCUGAUGGCAAAGAUGUUGCUAUAUGUCGUGUGGAACAACUUUGUCCGUUCCCAUAUGAUCUCAUCGAGCGUGAACUAAAACGUUAUCCAAAUGCUGAGAUUGUCUGGUGCCAGGAAGAGCCAAUGAACAUGGGUGCAUACAAUUACAUUGUACCACGCCUUUCUACUGCUAUGAAAGCACUCAGUCGAGGUACAACGGAUGAUAUCAAAUAUGUUGGUCGUGCUCCCUCUGCUGCCACAGCCACUGGUUUUUAUUCUGUUCAUGGCCAAGAACAGACAGAACUUGUUCAAAAAGCCUUGCAAUCUGAGAGAAUUGAGACUUACAUCCACACUUAGCAAAGCAUCAAAUAUUACUUCUCAGAAAAUAUAGUAUAAAUAGCCUAAUUGAUUACCUAAGAAGGCUCUUAAGAUAAAAUUGUUGGGUAUAAUGAUAGAAACUUACAAGUCAGAGUUCUUACAUAAAGAUAAGGGUAUGUUCCUCAGUAUAUAAAAUUUCUUUUAUACUAGUAAGAAUAAAGCAACUUCAUGGUUACAUGUUUCU